Messenger RNA from Peronospora farinosa, 1299 nucleotides. The record is from the annotation of a GenBank genome assembly. NCBI's taxonomy places the organism in Eukaryota, Oomycota, Peronosporomycetes, Peronosporales, Peronosporaceae.
AUGCUUCGUCAACUUCGUCAGCCUUUAGAUGCUGCUCGUCGCGUGUACUUUACGGCUGGAUGUAGUUCUACACGUUUGAUGGUCAAAAAUGCUGUUGAACAGUCGUCUAGCAGCGAGAUGGAUUUGUUUACACCAAGUGAAGAACACGGUGCGCUCCGUGAUAUGCUUGCGGGUUUCGUCAAGACAAAAGUAGAUCCUCAAGCAUUAGAGCACGACCGGAAAGAGAAAUUCAACAUCAAACUGUUCCGGGAGCUGGGGGGUCUGGGGCUACUGGGCAUCACGGCACCCGAAAAAUACGGUGGAUCGGAGAUGGACGCACUUGCGGCUGUUAUCGCACACGAGGAGCUCUCGUCCAGCGACCCGGCCUUCUGUCUGUCCUUUUUAGCGCACUCGAUGCUGUUUGUGAACAACGUUGCACGCAAUGCGUCGGACGUGCAGUGUAAAAAGUAUCUUCCUGAUGCUUGUUCGGGCGAAAAGAUCUGCGGAAUGGCCAUGAGUGAGCCCUCAGUCGGCACGGAUGUCCUGGGAAUGCACACCACGGCGAAGAAGUCCGAUUGUGGCAAGUUUUACGAAGUGAAUGGAAGCAAAAUGUGGAUUACGAAUGGAGCUCUAAACGAUACUGAGCUAGGUGACACUUUCUUGGUCUAUGCUCGAACUGGCACCACGGGGAAGGCGAAACAUGACUUUUCGUCCUUCAUCGUGGAGAAAGGUUUCGAAGGAUUCUCACUUGGCCAGCGGAUCAAGGACAAAUGCGGCAUGCGUGCCUCUAAUACAGCGGAGUUGGUAUUUGAAAACUGUAAAGUGCCGAUUGAGAACCUGAUAGGCACCGAAGGCAGUGCCGUGCUUUGCAUGAUGCGCAAUCUCGAAAUCGAGCGCGUGACGUUGGCAGCAAUGAGUUUGGGCAUCGCGAGACGUUCGCUUGAGGUCAUGAACAACUAUGCCAAAGAACGUAAAGCCUUUUGCCAACCGCUGAACAAUUUUGGGCAGAUCCAGAAGAACAUUGCCGAGUCGUACGCUGAGUACAUGGCCGGGCGUGCAUACGUGUACAACACGGCAAGGCAGCUGAAGCUGGAUUCGGUGGGCAACCGUGUUGACACGGACGGUGUGAAGCUCUAUUGCGGCGACAUGGCGAAGCGCGUCGCGGACCGCGCCAUCCAGACACUUGGCGGCUACGGCUACGUCGGCGAGUACAAUGUCGAGCGUCUCUGGCGCGAUUCAAAGCUGCUGGAGAUUGGCGGCGGCACCAACGAGUCGCACCACAAGAACAUGGUGCAGGACCUCGUCCGGAACGCGUUCUAA